Patiria miniata (bat star) is the source of this 11647-nucleotide messenger RNA. RefSeq lists its product as uncharacterized. Lineage: Eukaryota; Metazoa; Echinodermata; Asteroidea; Valvatida; Asterinidae. The transcript is spliced from 53 exons. Gene Ontology annotation, molecular function: protein binding. The record is from RefSeq and is a predicted model, not a curated record. Bases 1 to 10536 code for a protein of 3511 amino acids.
AUGGGACUGGAGUUUGGUGACGAAUGCUUCUGUGGAGAUAAUUCUGACUAUGACAGGUAUGGCAGUGGAUCUGGCUGCAGUAUGACGUGUGAAGGAGACAGCGGUGAGACAUGUGGUGGAUCAGAUCGCAUUCAAGUCUACAGAGCAAAAAAUGCUCUGUGCUACAAGCCUGGUCAACCAAGUCAUGGAUUAUACAACGUACAAUCCCGUCCUUACAGUUACAGCCUGGGUAACUAUGAAUAUGAGGAUGCUGUUUUACGGUAUACCUGCUACAGAGGUUACUAUUUUCCUGCCAAGCCCCCAACGGUCACAUGUGUGAGAGGAAGAACAUGGAGCCCUGCCUACAGCACCUGCCGAGCAUGUACACCAAUACCACACUGUGUUUAUGGCCAGUUACAUUGCACCACUGCCUAUGACCAACAAUGUGACCGGUGUGAUGGAGACUAUGGGCCAAAUGGAGCAGCCUACUCAAGAGUCAAUAAUGGAAGAGAAUGCAGAAAACAAUGUUCAUGGAGGACUGACAGCAAUGCUUGCUACCCAGGCUCCUGCACAGACGCCAAUUGCACAUGCAGCAGUGGAUUCUCAGAAACAGACUGCAGAACAAUUGGCAGCAGUCAAGCACCAGUCUUAUCAGAGUAUCGUGCCACCCUGGAAGAAGGGACGACAACUCUGGAAUCUCCUGCGGUCCAGAACAGUACAGCCACGGUCUACACCAAUGUACACAACUUUGAGAGCUUGAUGAUCAAUUGGAUAAGCUCCUACCAACCGACUGGACUUCCAGACCCUUCUGCCGGUGGACAUCCGUACAUCCAAAAAGCUAGGCUGGGUGUGGUGGAGGCAACAGUUGAUGCUGUUGUGAAUCGAGGGACAUCAGUGAUAUAUCAGAUCGCUUCACAACCCUGCUCACGAACAAGUGGAGUGAGUUUUACUCGAGACGACCCUGCUACAGACUUAGUUGUCUGUGAAAACACAAACAACUUGAACUACAGUCACUGGACCCCAGCAACUGGAGAUGUACUGAGCUAUGAUGUAACUACAACCAAUGGCGGGUACCUGAAUCUCUACAACAGAGACUCAUCUGAUACCAUCAUCACACGCUACUAUGAUGGACAGACAGUUUCUAGGAAUUCAACUUUCACCUUUGACUUUGAUAACCCCUACCACUGUGUGGAUGUCGCCAGUGGAUGUCGAACCACCAUGCUGAAUGCAGGGAAUGAUGUCACCUCACAGGCUCAUUUUAACGUCACUUGGCAAGGUUGGGCAGAUGAUCUCGCUAGCAUCAAAGAAUACGACCUGGUGGUCCGACAGCUGUCGGGUAGCCAUGGCAACGAAAUGACUGAAAUCUUUGACAGUCCGGCUGUUUAUGAAGGAGUAACCAGCUCUGGACAGACUGUCACCCUGCCCCAUGUUGGUGUUUACUCCGUCAUCCUUACCGCUGUUGACAACGCUGGCAAUGUUAAACUCAGCAGGCGUUUUGUCUUCUUUGACGACGAUCCCGAUGAUGUCACUGUGCAGAGCAACGCAUCUGUGCGAUUACUUUCAGCAAAUGAAGAAGCCGACUACGAGUGGUUGGUUGACCUCGACUCUAGCGGAGGGAUGACAUCAGUAGUUCUUGAUUGGAUGAACAGAUUCAUUAAUAUUCAUCACCUGAGUCAAGGAUUGCUGAAACCCAUAGGAAAUUACGUCAGCGCUACUAUUGACAGUGAUUACGACCAGAACUUUGGACUUCGUGGCCGUGCAGCCAUCCCCAAUGCCCUUGGCGUGACAGAAUUCCGCGUCUUCUACGACAUCGACCACAGCGGUGGCAAGACCACUGUCAACGUCAGCGACGACAACUCAGACCACUGGAGUAAUGAAGCUGCAAACACACAGGCGACCUACGACCUGACACUGGUGGACGGUGAUUCCAUUCGGUUCUGGGUGGAGGCCAGGGACCUAUCUGGUCACUUUGUGAGGGACAGCGCGUUGGUGCACGCUGAUUCUUCCCCGCCUAUAAUUGAAGACUUCUGGCUGGUACGGGACGGGGAGGUGAAUGUAUCCAUUCAUAACGCAGUUGAAUUGCAUAAAAUGAGUGUUGAGUUCAGGACAUACGACAUUCACAGCGGUAUCAGAACCAUUGAAUGGCUUCUCUUUGACAACUACACUGGCAUAGAAAUGGAAUAUGGGAACCAGACUCUUCCAGAUAACGACACUGGGCCACAAAUGGUACAUGGCCAUGGAAAAGUAGCUGCAAGAAAAUUGAACACGGAGGAUUGUGAUCCAGUCAACUGUAUGUGUGUUCCAAUCGGUGACUGUUACGCUGUAGACUACGGUUUUAAGCCAACAUUUCACAUUGGUACCCAUGACUACGAUUACUUCAUCACUCUGACGGUUACCAACCAUGCAAGAGUGGUAACCACCCAGACAAUCCAGAUAACAGUAGACACGUCAGCCCCUCAAGCUGGUGUGGUGCAUGAUGGGAUACGCGGGUCAAAUGAGGUAGAUUUUCAGGAAGGCAAUGACCUCUCAGCUCACUGGGAGGGGUUCUUUGACAAGGAGAGUGGGGUCAAGUUCUACCAGUAUCUGUUUGAUGAUUCCUGCUGGACCAGCAAUACAUCAAUCGGCAGCGUCAGGGAUUCGAUGAACAGAACAACCUCCACGCAUGCAAGUUGGACAGCGUCCUCACCUGGCCAGUACUACGUCACCGUCAUCGCUUACAACCGAGCCCUGGAACCCUCAGAGGCCGUCUGUUCUGACGGUGUCGUCAUCGAUACCAGCCCUCCUGAGGUGACCCAGAUUGCUAUCAGCUAUGCCCGGAUGUGGCCUGGUCUGGCUAAGGAUGUUGGUCUGGCUAAGGAUGUUGAGGGUCGGGUGUGGCUCAUCAACGAGCAUCGCAGGAAGAUAGAGCUGAUGAAUGCGUCCAGUGACUGCAGUGCUAAGGCUGCUCUAGUAGAUGAUUUGUCUGUUUAUCCUGAGAUGUCUGGCACCAACGACACCUCAGCAGUCCUCCAAGGAGACCUAAACUGCCUCUGGAUCUCAGCCGUCCAGCAGAAGUUCUACCUUCCGACCGACAAACACGUGAUCAUUUCUUGGACUGGAGAGGAUGAAGAAAGCUCAAUCUAUGACUUUGAGAUCGGUCUGAGCACUGACCCCUCCAAUCCGACCCCUGACCUUGUGACCUUCAUGUCUACAUCGGGUCAUGAUCACUUUGUGAUGUACCAUCCUCAUAUCAGCCAUGGAUCUGUGUUCCAUCUGGUUCUGAAGGCGAUCAACAAGGCUCAGUUAUCUCUAUCCAAGGUAAUUGGGCCAAUUAUUGUAGAUACCACGCCGCCCAUGUUUGUUGGACAUGUCUCGGUCCGUGUGAAGGAUGAACACUUGAUAGCUGAAUGGGGAGAUAGUGGCUUCAUUGAUGAUGAGGAUACCAGUCUGAGAUACCAAGUUGCCAUCGGGAGCAGUCCAGGUGGCACGGAAACUCUUGAUUUUCAGUCAGAAAAGGACUACAAAAUGGGACCAUGUACAUCUGUGACAUCUUGCGCUGCGUUCUUAUUGGCUGACCUAGACUGGCAUCUCCAUGGUGAUCAUGAGUAUUACGUGUCGGUCCGAGCACACAAUGGUGCUGGGUUAGCUACAGUGGGGACGUCAUCAGUUUAUAGACACAUCGUACAGUUACCAUCCCGGGGUGUUGUAUUGGAUGUCGCACCCCCUGGGGAAGGUGCAGUCGUCAACUUAGGGGUAGCCAAGGAUAUUGACGUUCAGAUAAACACCACAAGCAUCUCAGCUCGUUGGUUUGGUUUUGAGCAUCCUCAUCUUGAUAUCAACUAUGAGAUUGCCGUCGGAUCAGAAGGAGAUGCUACUGAUGUCAGCGGUGGUUUCAUUGAUGUUGGCAACGUAACCUCGUAUCGACUGGAUGGACUGGAUCUCACACUCCUUGAGAUCUAUUACGCGACCAUCCGCGCAAACUCUGAAGCAGGUAGCGUCAACGUUACUUCAGAUGGUGUCAAAGUCAUUCAGGCGGGUCAGGCACUGGAAGGAGCUGAUGCCAAAGACGGACUGGGCUGUGAUCAAGAUGAAAUGUCUGUGCCAUCAGGAUUAUCCCAACCUUCAUCUUCUGCUGAUCAGCCCUGUCAGGAUGACAUUACCUAUCAGGCCUCCACCUCUGACAUCUCAGCUCGUUGGACCAUCCCUGAGAUGCUGCAGCCCUUUGUGACAAAUAUCAUCUGGGCAGUUGAGCAGGAGGUUGAGAUUUAUUUUGAUGAUGAGCAAUCCACAACCGUGUGGAUCCAAGUGCACGAUCAAGAUCUUGGCAUGGCAUUUCAUCAUGUUGGAGAUGGUAUAGGGUUGCACAGAGGAGCUCACUAUAGAUCAAAGGUUCAAUUCUGCCACGUUAGUGUCUGCUUCCAACCCAUCGUCACUGACGGAUUCUGGGUAUUGUCCCAACCUCCCGAGGUCGGUCAGAUCACAGUCAACAACAUUGAGACUACGCAAGGCAGGUCAGAGCUCCGUGUAGUCUUCCAGCCAUUUGCACAUGAUUACGUCCUUUAUGACGACCCGCGGGAACUGAUGGAUUUCUAUGAGUGGAGCAUUGCUGAGGAUGGUAGCGAUGGAGCACUGCUGAGUCCCUGGAUGAGAAUCUAUGAUUUGGUGUUGACUGGAGAUGUGGCUCACUUCACAGCAUUCUACAGUGAGUUGCUAGACCUAGAUAUCUGUCUCCGGUUAUCAGUGAGGGGCUACAAUAAGGCUGGUCUGUCUUCCAUCGCCAGCACGGAGAUUGUUGACUGUGAUGACGUGAAGCUGAUCGUCCCCCAUAUUGUCAUUGAUGCUGAUCAUGAAGUCAUCAUUGAGCAGAAUGCAUUGUGGCGGGAACCAGACAAGAAUUACAUCUCAUCUACGUCUUCAUUAUCAGCAGUCUGGCCUACUCUUCGUCACAGGGCCUACACCUGGGCGGCCAUUUUGGAUACCGGAUCCUCUGCAUUUGGCGACUUGGACGAUGGUCUGCAGUAUCCCUGCGAUCAUCCAAUGGCGAAGGCUUGUGGGGAAACAGAUAAAGAAUUCGUCAACGUUCGUGAUUUGGUCCUACAUUAUGGCCAGCGCUAUCGCAUUUGCAUCCACGCCGAUGAAGUGACAUUGGAGCAUGAGUUUUGGAAUGAGCCGCUGCCUGCUGUGUCCAGCUGUAGCGAUGGCGUUGUCAUAGAUACGACCCCACCGACCCCAGGCUCUGUUUGGAUCGGGUGGGAUCAGCAUAAAACUUACCAAAGUUCUGUGUCUGAGUUAGUUCUUCAGUGGGAGUCCUUUACUGACAUUGAGGAACACGGCAUGGCACGACAUCACUCUGGGAUCAAACACUAUGAAUAUGCCAUCGGUUCAGAGCGAGGUGGUGGCGACGUGAUUGAUUUCACCCGUGUUGGAAUCACCGACAGUGUUAUAAUACACAACAUGAGAUUACAGAAUGGUCAUAGUUACUAUGCUACCGUAAGAGCGACUGACUUUGUAGGUCUGUCGUCACAAGCAAUGUCAGACCCAAUCACAAUUGAUACGUCACCGCCUGUCGUCAGUGCUGAUCAUUCGUUGGACAUUGGAGGCAGCUUCAUCCGAUCUACAACUUCCAUCUCAGCAAGGUGGGAGAAUGUAUUCUCCGACCAGGAGAGUGGUGUAGCGUAUUACGAGUGGGCGGUCGGUUCACAUCCAGGUCAUGCAGACAUCAUGCCGUUUACUAGAGAGAGUACAGAGAAUGGAGUCAGUGACGCAUCACGACCUUUGCUUCUUCAAGAAGGUCACUCGUAUUUUGUUUCAGUCAAGGCCAUCAAUACUGUGGGUCUGACCACAAUGAAGAGUUACGGAGCAUUCACAGUUGAUGCAAGCCCGCCAUUGGUCGGCCACGUAUUUGACGGAAACCCAGCGAACGCCUCGGCCAAUCACAGAGACCGAGACUUCCAGGAAGAUCGUACGGUGAUUAGGGCAUUCUGGGAAGGGUUUCAUGACCCUCAUAGCGCCAUCGUUGGCUAUUCCUGGAGAGUUGGGAUAUGUUCAGGGUGUAACGAUGUCAUACCUGAGCAGCAUGUGGGUUUGGACACUUAUGUCACUGCGGAGAACCUGAACCUAGUGCCUGGUCUGAUCUACUAUGUGACGGUGACGGCUUGUAAUGCUGCUGACCUUUGUAACUCGGUGACCUCUGACGGGGUCAUGGUGGAUGACUCGCCCCCAGUAGCGGGGAGUGUGUAUGACGGCGGUCCAGGGGGUGGGGAUAUCACCUAUCAAUCCUCAAGGGUCCAGCUCCGAGCUCACUGGUGGGGUUUCCAUGACCCUCACUCAGGCCUCUCUCACUACGAAUGGUGCGCCGGCACAGCACCAGGAGCUGAAGACAUUCUCCCUUUUACACGCAUCGAGCUGUCAGAAGACGCUCUGAUAUUCCUGUCAGCAUCAGACCAGAUGCCAAACGACACCGAUAUCUACGUCACGGUGCGCGCCUAUAACCGGCUUGGUAUGUGGAGUCAGGCUACGUCAAAUGGGUUCCGUGUGGACUCUAGUCCACCUGAUGUGAUGGAAACACCUGCUGUUGACGAGACACAGGGGAUGGCUGUCAACAAUACUCAGGUUUUGCGAGAUGUGAUUCACUUUUCCUGGAAGUUCAAUGACCCUGAGAGCGGUAUUAAGGACCAGUUUGUAUCCGUCAACACACAUCAUAAUGGAGAUGUCAAUAUACCUCCAAUAAAGAUUGCGGGGAGUGAGUUGGACCACACCUUCACCAAUCUGACAUUACACGAAGGCAGUCAUUACGUCAUCACCUUAGUGGCUUGUAACUUUGCUGGCCUCUGCACACAGGCCAAGACGGAGCCUUUAUUGGUUGAUGGUAGUCCACCGUCUGUUGGGACGUUUGCCGUUGGUACAGAGAGUGCUGCUGACUUGGAUCGUCAUCAUAUCAUCUGGAUUGAUCCAACCGAACCAGUAACACCACCUAUCACAGACGCAAACCUACAAACCACAAUUAAUGGCACCAAUUUUACCGACUCAACCAACUUCACUGCCGAGUUUGCUACCACAACUGACUCAACCAACUCUACCGCUGAUUUUGACAACACCACCGAUUUUGACAACACCACCAAUUUUGACAACACCACCGAUUUUGACUACACCACUGAUUUUGACAACACCACUGAUUUUGACAACACCACUGAUUCAUCAACAAACUCCACCACCGAUGUUGGAAACACCACUGACUCCAUCCUCGCCACCACCCAGAGUCAACCAACCACCCCAUCACCCCCACCCUACCACUCUGGUUGGAUGACGUGGGUAGAAGACCCCCGUACAUCCCAUGGUUCCUUAGCCCUUGCCUGGCUGGGAUUUGCUGAUGUUCACUCUGGUAUCAGCCACUACUUGGUCUCCAUCGGACGCACCUAUGGCGGCUCGGAACUCACUCCGAGUGGAUCAGUCCGUGUUAAUCAUAGCUAUGACGGCAUGUCAUUGGAUGAGGGCAUCGCGCAGACAGCCAUCAUACCACUAGAGGGCAGUAUAACGGACUUAAGUCCUCCGUAUCUCUACAUCUCCAUCUGGGCUGUCAAUGGGGUUGGUCUACCAAGCACUCGCCAUCAUUCUACUUUUGAGGCUUCCCCUACUUCACCAAACGAGGGCGCUCUUGUCCUGCUGCGUCGCUGCAUGCCUGCAACAUGCGAAGGCCACUGUGCAUGUGCACCCAUUCAUCAAGUGUGUCUUGUGAUUCCGCAAUGCACUGAUCUAACUUACAAUAAUUCCAACACUGAGAUCGAAGUUCUGGAUGUAUUGGAUCUGAUGCCCAAUGAUAUCGAUACCAUGAUUGAUAUUGAUGACACAGCCACUCAGUACAUGGCAGCGGCGUUCUGGCGAGUCACUGAGCAAAAAGGACUGGACAUCAAGUGGUAUGAGUGGAGUAUUGGUGAUGAUAUGUCUUCAGACUUUGAGCCAACAGGUGUCUUUGAUCCAGCCUUAGAAAGAAUGUGGUUUGACGUUGGACAGGACAAUCAUACUAUCAUCAUGUUCGACGAAGAUCGAAAGCUUAACAGAGAUGUAGCGUAUCACGUGUUCGUCCGGGCCUGGUAUGAUGCAACUACAUACGCAGUGUUCAGAUCAGACGGCAUUACACCUGAUAUCACACCGCCAAAAAUAUUAACAAUCAGAGGCACAAAGGUGAAAGAUCUUGUGAGACCAGAUGCAAACAAAGACACUGAUUACUUAACAGAUCCUGAUGUUGUCUCCAUCUCCUGGGAGAGGGUGUUUAUAGACAAUGCAACAUCCCACUUCCAGGUUUCUCUAAGUACCUAUCCGGGAGGUGAAGAUAUUCGUCAAUUUGCUGACCUCACCUUCCCAGUCAGUGUUUCGUCCACACAGUUGACCAGCCUGAACUUACAGAGUGGCCUGCGAUACUACAGCAAUGUACGAGCAUUCAACAAAGCUGGUCUGCACACGCUCAGAAGCAGUGAUGGCUUCGUGGUGGAUACCAGGAGGCCAGAUCCAGGCCUGGUCUUUGAUGGGAUAGAUCUUCACGAUGUAGAGUACCAGAACUCCAGCACGGUCAUCUCAGCCUCCUGGCAUGGCUUUGUGGAUCUGGAAUCCUACAUAGACCAUUAUGAGUGGUGCGUUGGACAGACCCCUAGCCCUACAGAUGAUGGCAUUUUGCCCUGUACAAGUGUUGGAAUCCACCUGUCUGCCACCAAGACUCUAGCUGUAUCACUCAUAGAUGGCAUCCGGUAUUACUCCAAGAUCUCAGCUAUCGACGCUGCCGGACAACAGUCUGAAUUAGUUUCGUCAGACGGGUUUGUAGUGGACACUACACCCCCUGAGCCGCUAGAACACAUCCAUCUAGGGGAGAACUUGAUCCAGAAUCCAUCGUUUGAAGAAGGUAUGGAUACUGUUGAGGAUACUCAGCUGCCUGAAUGGGAUGUUGGAUCUGUUAGCCAGGUUUCUGUCAUCACAUCUGGCAAGAAGAUUGCUCAAGAUGGACGUUCUUUCUUGUCUCUUCAUGGCUCUAUCUCCCAAACCUUCAACACAACACUGGGCAGCCACUACCAGGUUGUACUUUUCGCGAGUCACAUCGUGUCAUCCCACAACCCUUUGCUGAAUCAAGAAGGUCGCAUCGAGGUUGCGAAAUUGGAUCGUGUCUUCAGGUUGUAUGACCGCCCGGCACAUGGUCACUCGGACCAGAGCCUGAUGUCCAUCCAAUGGCAUCAGCACAGAUUUUACUUCACAGCCAACGACGAAGUCACAACAUUAAAAAUCUCUUCAGUGGGAGAAUCAAAUGGAAUCCUGUUGGAUAACAUUCAGGUGAGGGAGAUAACCACUGGACCGAGUACCGGUGAUGGGUCCGUAGAAGUCCAUACUCAGUUCAUUCACAGCUGGUCGUCAAUCCAGGCCAAGUGGCAUUUCAUUGACCCUGAGAGUCCAAUAGUGGACUACAGCUGGGCUAUAGGAACCACGAGAGGUGGCACCCAGCUUCAAAGCUUCACGUCAGUAGGUACACAGACAGACGCUAUCAACACAGACCUCAACAUGGCGCAUGGCUCCUAUGUCUACAUCACUGUGAUGGCGAGAAAUGCAGCCGACCUCGUCACCAUAGCAACUUCUGACCCCAUACUGAUUGACCGUACGCCACCACUGAUUUAUUUUGUCUCUGACGGUGGGGAUGCGCAAGAUGUUGACUUCAGUGCGGACGAUGAUUCUCUGACCUUCAGUUGGUCGGCGUCUGAUCCUGAGAGUGGAAUUGACCACUGUGAAUGGGCAGUUGGAUCAGAGCCUGGACUUGAUGACGUCCUACCAAGCUCACCGUCUCCUAACGACACCUCCACUGUCACCACCAGCCUGACCCAUGCUAUGGUUGAAGGCCAGCGACUGUACGUCUCCGUCACAUGCUACAAUCACGCUGAGAAGUCGUCAUGGAAAGCAUCAGAUGGUGUUACCAUAGUAACGGUGCCCCCAAGCUCAGCGGGAGCUGUAGUCAAUGUCAAAACACUGUCAGAGACUCAGCAUGAAACACGUGAUGGGUACCAGUCACAGAGGGAUGCUCUCCAGGGAUCUUGGGAUGGAUUCAUGGAUCCAUUUGGAAUUCAGUCCUAUGAGUGCUAUCUUAGUGGACCCAACGCAUUCACUUCCUGGAGACCUUGUGGAUCCACAUCAGAGACCCACCUUGAUUGGUCAGGUCUUAGCCUAGUUGAUGAUGUGACAUAUAGCCUAUCAGUCAGAGCCAUCAAUCAUGCUGGUUUGACCAGCCAGGCUAUCACAAGCAACUUCACCGUUGAGUCUGCACAGCCUAUCGUAGGAGCCUCAAGCCUGAUCAAAUAUUUUUGGCGUGGUGAAGGGACGGUUGAUCUUUCCUGGGAUGGCUUGUUCUCCUCCCCUUCCUCCUCCUUGGUCUAUGAGGUAUCUCUGGGUACCAUCCCAGGAGGUAGUGAUACCAUGCAGUGGGUGGAGACCAUGGAGACUGAUAUGCGUGUCUCACCGCUGGCUCCCUACACCGACUACCACUUGACGCUGAAGGCCAUCAGCGCGGCUGGCUUGUCAAGGACAGUCAAUAAGAUCAUUAGUGUGUAAAAGUUUUACAACGUCAAGAUGGAAUUGGUGCUUAACUUUGUUAUAUUGUAGUCCUAUAGUGGUUGAAAAGCAAAGUAAUAUACAUGCGAAGUGGAAAAUUCAUUUGAAUCAUUAAUCAAAUUUAAAAGUACACAUGUUAGUCUGCUUCUCGUAGUUUGCUGCUGCUUUUCCAGUGAUAAAUCUGAGGUAAAUUUAUUAUUCAACAUUGUUUUUCUGUCACAGUAUUGUGUUCACAGGACCUUUGACAUUCACAGCCUGGUAAGAAACAUAUUCUGGGAUCCUGAUACAGAGACGGAAUAUGUCAGCCAGACAAUUGCAGCCAGGCAAAUCAAUCCAGUGAGGCACCUAAGACUUUUCACAAAUUGUCAUAAUUUAAUCCUAAAGCCUCCAAUUCCCGAAUUCAACUUUUCUCUAACCUUUGCGAAAGAAAUUGUCUAAAAUUUGUCAGCGUCCAAUAAAUACAGACCGACCUUGCGCUAACUUUUUUUGCUAGCUAACUGCAGAUUUUACUAGCCGGUUCAAAGUUUUACUAGCCCGUUUAAAGUUUUACUACUUUUAUUCAUUUUUUUAAGACUAAGUUCUAUUCGGCGCACCAAUCAUGAAUUUGACAAUGUAGUAAUUAGUGAAUUAAUAAAUCAAAAUAACCCACAUUUGGGUUACUGACAUUUGGUAGAAAUCGCGACAUUUUGCUUAGUGAAUUAAUGUUGCCUUGCACGCGAUGCAAAAAAAGGUUUAAAGUUUACAGAGGGUGCUGCUUGUUCAACACGCGGCUCUGCAUAGACUUUGUAUCAGACACUAUCUUAAGUGACUUCGUUUAACCGUAAUGCUAUACAGCUGCAGCCAGUUAUUGUUGGAAAGAUUGAAAAACGAUGUGAACGAGAAUACUAGUGUACACAUUAAUUGUGCGGUACCGGUACCUCGCCUCGCUGCUGCGAGCUCUAUACUGUGAUAAGCUUCACUACAGUCUACUUUGUGUAUGCAGCGCGGCGAUCGCAAGUGUAUCGCACUUGCAAGCUAUAUCACGCUUUAGUUGCGUAAAUCUAUAGCUAUAGAGUACCGAAGUGCGCCACGUAUUCUGUUCCACGUGCACAUCUUAAGAUAUAGUCCAUCA